AUGAAGAUCAUCGUCGGUGGAGAUGGAAAUCGCCCAAUGGCGCGACUCGUGCGGAGAUCGACCACAUACUCACUAACCGUAGGCUGUCUCUACUUGAAGUCUCAGAGGUACCAUAUUUUCGCAGUGAUUCUGAUCAACAUCUCCUUCGUGCGAAAAUACGACUCAGCCACACGAUGGAAAAGAACAUCUGCUAUCGGCAACGGAGGAGAAAAGAAGUCGUCUACGAUGAUUGCGUACUCGAAGACUUCUUGUUCCAAGGUGACUAGCACAUCGAGGAGGACCCAAACGUGGACUACGAGAUGCUGCUCAGAAUAUUACGAGCCUGUGCUGAGCGUGCCUCGAAGAAGGACUCUGAGGCUUGAUCCGAAUGCAUCGCACAUUGAGCGGUUAGUAUCAAUCACUAGCUGCAGAAAAGCGUUGCAGGAGAAUCUUUCGAAAUACAGGCAGAAGAACAUUCUAGGAGCAGCAGAAGGAAGAACUGGUCUAAAGAAGUGCCGCCGGGAUCUCCGCAAAUAUACUAUUCCGCUAGCAGCCUUGCUGAGCGAAGACGGGACUCGCACGUCUUCUCGUUGUGAGAUGGAAAUCAUUACGGAGAGGUUCUACUCGAACCUUUUUCGUUCAUCAACUCCUGUGUCACGCCCGAUCAUCCCCACUGGUGAAGCCCCACCACGGAUUCUCCCUUCGGAAGUACGAGUCGCAAUCAAGGGCAUGAAACCUGGCACAGCUCCCGGACUUGAUUUUAUAUCAGCAUACUUUCUUGGGGUUGGUGGCCAUCCGCUUCAUGUAAUCUUAGCAGCGCACUUGCUGUCCUAA
This is a messenger RNA of Necator americanus (New World hookworm), 813 nucleotides long. RefSeq lists its product as uncharacterized. Lineage: Eukaryota; Metazoa; Nematoda; Chromadorea; Rhabditida; Ancylostomatidae. The transcript has a single exon. The record is from RefSeq and is a predicted model, not a curated record. Bases 1 to 813 code for a protein of 270 amino acids.